AAACACAAAAAAACCCUAUUCGCAUUCAUAUCGCUGCGCAGCUGCGGCUGUUCCUUGUUCUUCGGCAAUUUGGAGUCUUCUUCUCCACCUCCGGCUUCAUUUUCCACCUCCGGCUUCUCUUUUUCAAGCCCGGCUUCUCCUUUUCCUGCCGCCUCCGGCUUGUCCGGCUUCUCUUUUUCCUCCGCCAAAGUUGACAUUAGAUCAACUCAUCAAAAAAUUGAAUUUUUUAGCAGCUAUAUGCACGACAGCACCAGGUUAUUUUUCUGAACAGAGUUCGGUUUUUUUUCUUUCAUAUAAUAUUCCACCUUAUUGCAAAAAAUUUCAAGUAAAGAUUAGAAGAUUAUUUUAUUUGACUUACUGUAUAGCAAAAUUCAUUUUUGAAGAGUUGCCUAUCAUUUCCUUAAGAUCCCUGUUUUUGUUGAUCUGAAGCUACUCAUGAAAAAUAUCAAUUAGUUGUUUAUUUUGUUACCCUUCAUAUUAUAACUUUGUUCAAUUUUUACUAUAUAUUAAUAAAUAGUUGUGUCAUUAUUAUAGUUUUUAAAUAUAAUAAAUAUUUAUUGCGUCAUCCGGUUCGACCCCGGUUCGACCCCGGUCGAACCAUCAAACCACUAACCCCUCCUUCUUCCGGUUCAUUGACCGAUCCGGUUUUAAAAGCCUUGGUUUUUUUAGUUCUCUUGUGGCUAAAAGGGUUACUUUUAGGAGGAGCAUCAACAAAGUUCAGAUCUCUUGUGUUCUCUUGCACCUAAAAAGAUGCCAUUUUGGAGGAGAGCAUCAACAAAUUCAAAUCUCACAUCUGUUCUCUUGUAGCUAAGAAGAUACUGUUUGGGAGGAGAAUCAAUAGAAUGUUUUUCUCUCAUAUUUUGGACAAUUAUCAUUCUAUAUAAGAAAAUUUCAAAUUGAAGUAUUUAUUGAUUAAACAUCAUCAUAAAAUUUACAAGUGAAGGUGAAACAUUUUCUUAAGAAAAAAGAAAAUGUUUGAUUUUUUCAAAAAGAAUUUUUUUUUGAAGUUAUUUGAAAGGGUGUAAAAUAAUUAUUUGUAAUUAUUAUUUUUAUUUGGCUUGAAGUCAAUGAUAGCGGUAAACGGUGGCGGGCUGGAAUUUUUUAUUUUUUUUAAGGAUGAGAAAUAACUUUUUUUAUACCCAAAUUUAAUAACUAUAAUAACCUUAAGAAAAUUAUGAUCAUAGUUUUUUUCAUCCAUAAUAAAUUUGUAGCCAAUUAAAAAAAUUCUAUUUUUCCCGUAAUAAAUUUGAAGUUACCAGAAAUAAAUCUAUAAAUGCAAGUUUCAUGAAGCUCAAGAUCUCCAAUCAAUAGUUCCCGUUAUUGUCUGCAAGCAUGGAGCUUUUCCUCGCUUCCAUCUUCAUAUUCUUAACAUUCCUCGUCAUCAAAGCUAUCACCAAAACGCUCAAUCGCCACCGACUCCAAUCCAACGCGCAAGCCCCAGGCCCAAAAAACCUCCCCAUCAUCGGCAGCAUUCACCAUCUCCUCGGCCGCCGCCUUCCCCAUCGUGCACUAUGCGACCUCUCCCUCAUCUACGGCCCCAUCAUGCGCCUAAAACUAGGCGAGAUCCACACCGUCAUCAUUUCCUCUGCCGAUGGAGCCAAAGAAAUCAUGCAGACCCACGACAUCAACUUCGCCUCACGCCCCAUCACCCCCACCGUCGAUGCCCUCUUCUACAAUGGCAAAGGCCUCAUCUUCGCUUCAUAUGGCGAGUUUUGGCGCCAGAUGCGUCGAAUCUGCACCAUGGAGCUUCUCAGCUCGAAGCGUGUCCGCUCCUUUCGUGCCAUAAUAUCGCAGGAGGUCUCCCAUCUCAUGCGAUCCAUUAAUGCAGCGGCUUCUAUCGGCGUUGCCAUCAACCUGAGCAGCGAGUUUGCCAAUCUUAGCAACAACAUCAUGGCAAUCUCAGUUGUUGGCGGUCGAUGCGAAGACCAGAAGUUGUUCCAGUCGGCUCUCAGAGAAACUGUAGAGUUGGUUUCGGGUUUCUCCAUGAUCGAUUUGUUUCCCUCGAUGCCCAACUUCAUUACUCGCAUCUUUGGUCUUCGACAGAAGCUGGAGCGAUGCUGGUUGAAUUUGGAUCGAAUUCUGGAAAAAAUAGUGAAAGCGCACAUUGAGAGGAGGGCUAAAAACUCCAUGGCAGCGGAGGAUCUCACAGACGUUCUUCUCAGAAUCCAACAGGAUGACAGCCUCCAAUUCCCGCUAUUAAACGACAACAUCAAGGCUGUCAUUAACGAUAUUCUUAUGGCUGGAAGCGAGACAACGGCAACUACCUUGGAAUGGGCAAUUUCAGAGCUUGUUCUUAACCCGAAGAUUAUGAAGAAGGCGCAGAGAGAGGUCAGAGAAGUGUUCGGAUAUGACAUGACGAAGAUCAUAGGAGACGAGGAGUGGAUGAGCAACAAGCUUAGCUACUUGCAACUGGUGAUAAAAGAGACAUUGCGACUACACACUCCGGUGCCCUUGUUGCUACCAAGGGAGAACAAAGAGAGGUGCAAGGUGAUGGGCUAUGACAUUCCAGUAGGGACGACGGUGAUUGUGAAUGCGUGGGCGAUAGCGAGGGAUCCUAAGUAUUGGGACGAACCUCAGGUCUUUCGGCCAGAGAGGUUUGAGGAGAAUCAUAUUGAUAUGAAGGGAGCUCACUUUGAGAUGAUACCCUUCGGUGCUGGGAGGAGAAUUUGCCCAGGGAUGCAUUUCGCAUUGGCAACAGUGGAGAUGGCUCUUGCUUAUUUAUUAUAUUAUUUUGAUUGGGAGUGUCCGGCUAAGAAUGGAGAAGAGCUUGACAUGAGUGAAGCUUAUGGAAUUUCAAUUAGGAGAAAGUUACCUCUUUGUUUAUUAGCCACGCCUUGCGCUGCACUUUCUGGUGGCGAGGAGUAAUGCUCAACGCACCUGGAUUUACAGCAUAUAUGGGAACACCACACGACUAAUAAACAAUUUUUAACGGGCAGAUGCAUUA
This is a messenger RNA of Dendrobium catenatum, 2944 nucleotides long. Its product is annotated as cytochrome P450 71D7-like. Gene Ontology annotation, molecular function: monooxygenase activity; oxidoreductase activity, acting on paired donors, with incorporation or reduction of molecular oxygen; heme binding. NCBI's taxonomy places the organism in Eukaryota, Viridiplantae, Streptophyta, Magnoliopsida, Asparagales, Orchidaceae. The record is from RefSeq and is a predicted model, not a curated record. Bases 1333 to 2865 code for a protein of 510 amino acids. The transcript has 3 exons.